CUGUCCUUGGUGGGUGGCAUGCCGGUCAUUGUGGGUGAAAACUUCGAUGUGGAAGGUGGCAUUGUGAACGGCAGUCAAGGUCGAUUAAAGCAUGUACGAUAUAAGUGCGAGGAUGGGGAGCAUCGGAUCGCUACCAGUGCAAUUGUUUCAAUUGCGGAUUCCGCACCACAACCAUUUGCAAAUCUGCCGGCUCAUGAUUGUGUCAUCCUGCCCAAAUCAGUGGCAAUCAAG
Cantharellus anzutake is the source of this 231-nucleotide messenger RNA. RefSeq lists its product as uncharacterized. The transcript has a single exon. Lineage: Eukaryota; Fungi; Basidiomycota; Agaricomycetes; Cantharellales; Hydnaceae. The record is from RefSeq and is a predicted model, not a curated record. The annotation marks the transcript as partial.